Messenger RNA from Fonsecaea nubica, 762 nucleotides. RefSeq lists its product as hypothetical. The record is from RefSeq and is a predicted model, not a curated record. The coding region runs from base 1 to 762 and encodes 253 amino acids. Lineage: Eukaryota; Fungi; Ascomycota; Eurotiomycetes; Chaetothyriales; Herpotrichiellaceae. The transcript has a single exon.
AUGUCUCCAAUCACAGCAGAUCACACCGUCGUCCUUAUAACAGGUGCCAAUCAAGGAAUCGGCUAUGAGUGCGUCAAGAAGCUGGCAGCUGAACAAACCAACUACCACAUCCUGCUCGGCUCGCGAAGCCUGGAAAAGGGCAAGGAAGCAGCGAGCAGCUUGACAGAUCUGGCCCAAGGUACCUCAGUCGAGCCUUUGGAGCUCGAUGUCGACAACGAUGACAGCAUUGCCAAAGCCGCCAAGUACGUCGAGGAGAAGUUUGGUCGACUUGACGUCCUGCUCAACAACGCGGGCAUCAGCGGCGUCAAGGGCGUGAGUUUUCGCCAAAGCAUGAUCCAGACGCUUCAAACCAACACCGUCGGCGCCGCUUGUGUGACGGAAGCCUUCAUUCCCCUGAUGCGAAAGGCUCAAGUCCCGCGGCUCCUCUUCAUGUCGUCGGGCCUCGGUUCCAUCACCCUCACUUUGGACCCUUCGUUCCCCUAUUACGAAUUGGGCAAUACACCUGAUGUCAAGGGAUAUAUCAUUUCAAAGUGUGCAGAGAACAUGGUCGGGGCUUUGUAUGCGGUUCAACUAGGCAAGGAGGGAUUCAAGGUCAACAUGAUUUGCCCCGGUCACCGAGCCACCAACUUGAAUGGCUAUGACGCGCGUGGCACCAAAGCUGCAGACGGUGCAGUCGAGGCUUGCCGAUUGAUCGUCGAUACUGAUAAAAACGGUCAACAUGCAACAUUCACCACCUCUCCUGAGACACAAUACCCAUGGUGA